UUUUAAUCAAAUUUUGUCUAUUGGUAAAAUUUGUGUAUAUACAAAUUUUGUUUAAAAAAAUUGUGUGUAUUUUCUUAAAUUUAUUUAUUAAAAUUUUAAGUUCUAAUAUUUUGGCGUCUUAAACUUUUUAAAAUAAGUCUAAAUUAAAAGUAAGCAUAAAGGCAAAUGGCUUCCGAAGGGAUUGAUGAUUGGGAUGAACCUUUAUCCUCCUCAUCUACCAUUGAAGCUGAAAAGGAGGAGCUAAUGAUGGAGGAUAAAAAGAAGGAAUUGAAAAAUAUGGAAAUGCUAAAAAGCUAUGUUGCUCGUAUGGCAUAUAAACCAUCGCCGCCACCUCAUGUUAAACCACGUAUUGAUCAAAUUGCUGGUCCCCAGAAACGCUUCAUAAUCGAUAGCUAUCUUGAACAUGCUAAAGUAUUGACCCCUAAAGAAAGACGGCAGCGUGUCAGAAGGCUUGCUCGGAAAUACAAUGCUAUUUCUACAGAACAAUUAGAACAGAUAAUAAAGAACCAGAAGAGCAAAGAACGCAAACGUGAGGAUCUCUAUAAGCGUAAACAAGAACUUUACUACGAAAUGCUCACCAAACUCGAACGUCAGUGCCGCACACAAUAUCUGAAUGUGUUGAUUAAGAAGUUCUCGAAUUUCAUAGCGAAACUGGCAACAACAAUGCAAAUACCGCCGCAACUGGUAGAACCGUAUUCACGUAUGCAACGUGGCAUAUUCUGCAACAUCUUACUGGCGAUCGGUGUACAACCCACCAAUCAGAAUGCCAUUUACUACACUACGCCCGAGGCGAUGGAAUAUGAGGUUUGUCACAAACUGGCGCAUGCUUUGCUCAGUCUCAUUAUAAAAGCGCUCGACUCCGCGUCUACUAAAAAUCCCGAUGAAAUUGUGCCACAGGAGACAGAUUUUGAAAUGGACCGUUACAUUAAGGAUCGAUUAAUGUGCGCCGCGGAAAAGAAAAUUUUAAGCACUCGCAAUCAAGCACAUCAGACUAAAUUAAAUAAUUCAAAUUCACUGGCUGCUAUGCUGAGGAAAUGUGAAAACUUCAGCGUAAAAACUUGUGUGUAACGUAAAACUAAUAUUUAAUUGAUUAUAAUACAAAAUUUGUAGCAGUAUAAUAAUUUUAGUAUAAUAAAACUAAAAAAAAUAAAAUAAAAUUAUUCUUUUUCAAGCGCUCAAAGCUGAAUUGAA
Messenger RNA from Ceratitis capitata (Mediterranean fruit fly), 1191 nucleotides. RefSeq lists its product as uncharacterized. The record is from RefSeq and is a predicted model, not a curated record. The coding region runs from base 166 to 1068 and encodes 300 amino acids. The transcript is spliced from 2 exons. NCBI's taxonomy places the organism in Eukaryota, Metazoa, Arthropoda, Insecta, Diptera, Tephritidae.